Molecule: messenger RNA, 969 nt
Organism: Striga hermonthica
Lineage: Eukaryota; Viridiplantae; Streptophyta; Magnoliopsida; Lamiales; Orobanchaceae
Source: the annotation of a GenBank genome assembly
AUGAGUGAGAAGAAAGGCGGAGAGGACUCGUACGACUUGGAAUUCAAAGCAGCGGAAGACGAUGCCUGGUACAGUGUCUCGGUUGCGUUGGACACGGUGGCCCAGACCCUUACCGUGAAGUACUCGUGCUCCCCGGAGGUGUAUCAAGUGACCUUCUCUGCGGGGGGUUUCAAGACGGAGCUGGAAGUGGAGGAGCUAGCCACACGUUUCCGACCCGUUUCCCGGCAGGUUCAGGAUACUCAGUGCCGUCAGCUCGAGGUCGGGACCACUGUGUGCGCUUCUCAUGGCACCACCCAACAAGAUCUCAGGUUUUACGAUGCAGUUAUUGAAGCAGUGAACCACCGGACCCAUUCGUUUGCUGGCGAAGAAGAGGAGUGUUUGUGCAAGUUUGUGCUUUUCUGGCUGCAUGGACGUGGCCGUGGUACUUUAACCUCUGCCAGCAUCGCAAACAUAUGCACUUUAGAACCUCUUUCUGAAAUUGAUCCUAGAAUCUCUGCUUUUCUGAUAUUGGCCAAAGAGGAAGUCCGUUCUUCCAAGUCUAUAUCUGGUCUUCGUAGUUUUGGGCCAGGAUCCAAAGGGUCAUCAUCUGAUAAAAGCAAUAGUUCUAUGACUAUUGAACCGUCUAGGAACACUCAUGGUAGGACAUGUGUUCAUUCAUGGAGGAUUAACAAUUAUGAACAGUGGACAAGUCAAGAUGAAGAUAUAGGGCCACAAGAUGGUUUGGCUCUGGCAAAACACCGGCAUUUUAUUCUAAUCCAUAAUUUGGAGAAAGAUAUAAUCCCCUCAUCAAUCAAGAAAUUCAUCUACAAGAAAACCAAUAUCCUGUCACAAGCAUUUGUUUUCCCAAGACAGUCAUUAGACCCAUUUGCAAGAGGAGCCAUUGUGGUGGAUUGUGAAAAGAAGGCUCAGAUUAUCUAUGAUUUUUUGGAUAAUCCGAACUACAUAAUUGAAUCUUCAAGGGGCAGGUAA